Momordica charantia (bitter melon) is the source of this 868-nucleotide messenger RNA. Lineage: Eukaryota; Viridiplantae; Streptophyta; Magnoliopsida; Cucurbitales; Cucurbitaceae. The record is from RefSeq and is a predicted model, not a curated record.
GAUAUACCUUAUCUCAAUUGGAGUGUUUUUACAUAUCGCCUCUCUUUUUUACGUUUCUCACGUACAUUAUCUCAAAAAUGAAAAGACAAGACACCAUGUUCUCGAUCAGGGUUGGGAACAUUGGUCUUCUUCUGCACGCCACAUCUCAACUCACCGAAAUCGCCGACGAGGUGACCGUGAAACUCACCCCGGAGUUGUUCUCGAUGAUCGCCUCGCACCGGUCGUCUCGCUUCGACGUCGUGCUGAAGUUGCCGCGUAAUUUCUUCACCGCCUACUCCGUCCUGCUCACUCACACUUCAAGGAUUUCCAUCCACGCCUUCCACACUGCUCUCUUGGAUGCCUCAACUUCCCCCUCAAUGACCAUCCAUAUUCACGAUUCCAUUAAUCGCUUCAUCCUUAGAUUUGAGAAUUCAAGUCAUCAGCAAGAGAAGCGCCACGAAUUGAUAUUUUCACUUCUUCCGGACCAGGAUCAAGAUGAGGAUCACUUUGGCAAACUUGACUAUGGAAGAUUUUUUGGGAUUCAUUACCAAGAUUUCACUCAGAUUAUAGCCAGAUUCUCUAUCCACGAUGAUGAAACACUUUUGGUCACAUCUACCGAUUCAGAGGUCACAUUCUCUACGCCAGCUAGGUUGCUCACUCUUCACAAAGAGGGAGGAAAAUGUACGAUUCUUGGUCGCGGAGAAGAUGAAAUGACUCAAUUUCUAAUUACUAUCCAACCCAUGAUGUUUUUCCUUGGUGUGGCAGGUCAAUCGCAAAAGGUAUGGUUUUUCAAGACAGUUGAUUCUCGUGGUGCAAUGCGUGUCCCUUUUGACACGUAUGUUUAUGUGAUCUAUUUUAAUCUAAUAUGACAGCGUGAAAAUCUUGAUCU